AUGGAUCCAAAGAUAGAGUUCAGGGUACCUGGGAAGGUAAUUGUGAAUGGGUCAUAUAUAGUAUUGGAAGGAGAAACAUGCAGAGCCAUAGCUCUUAAGGAAUACAUGAUAUCGGAGGCGAUUAGGAUGGAGUCUAGCAAACAGAAGAUAGUAGUGGAGGUAGAAGGACAAGAAAAGAUUACAUACUACCAUAACCGUAGCGAUUUGCCAGAAGACAAAGGCAAAUCUUCAUAUUACUUACUCAAAGUUGUCGAUUCCUUCUUUGAGGUUACGGGAAUCAUACCUAAAAACCAAAUACAAAUCAGAAUGAAGGCUGGGAAUGGAUUCUUUGUCAAUGGGCCUACAAGUGAGAAGACGGGGAUUGGGUCAUCAGUUUGUAUCCUUGUAUCCAUAGUAUAUGCUCUCUUGAAAUUCCAUCAGGAAGACCUCAACCAAAUAAUUUCUCUCAAGGGCUUUGAAAGAUGGGGACGAUCUCCCGUCUUCCGAGGGAAUUUAGAGUCACAUCUAGGCCAUCUUUCUCUUUCCAAAGAAAUUCUGAAUCACCUUUUGUCUAUAACAUAUCAGGUGCAUCAGAAAACCAAUCAAGGUGGAUCUGGGUCUGAUGCAAUGUGUUGUCUCUUAGGGUCCAUAUACUCCAAUCGAGAAGCAUGCAUUCCAAUAGAAAAAGUUCCUCGGUAUUUGAUUCUUGGAUCCUUUGGAAAGAGCACUUCGACAAGAGAAAUGCUUAAGAAAAUCGACCUUUCCGACUCCAAAUGGAAAUCUCUUAAAGAUAUGAAUUCCAGAAUUAACAAAGAAAGGAGAAAUCCAAAGAAACUCUAUAUAGAAUAUCUGAACAUUAUAAGAAAUAUUAGUACAGCAAUAGUCCCUGAAAAACAAUAUGAAAUACUUAUAAAAACCAAUGAGUAUGACAUUUGGGGAUGUGGAAUUUCUGGUGCAGGGGGAGAUGAUUGUGUGUGGGUUCUUACGGAUGAUUAUAAGAGUGUAUAUGAAUAUUGGCAGAAGGCCUUCGCCUUUACAUUUAUAACAGAAGUAUCCUACAAAGGAAUUUGUUUAUUGUAA
Molecule: messenger RNA, 1059 nt
Organism: Encephalitozoon intestinalis ATCC 50506
Lineage: Eukaryota; Fungi; Microsporidia; Unikaryonidae
Product: mevalonate kinase-like protein
Exons: 1
Coding region: 1-1059 (352 amino acids)
Biological process (GO): isopentenyl diphosphate biosynthetic process, mevalonate pathway
Molecular function (GO): phosphomevalonate kinase activity
Source: RefSeq, a predicted model, not a curated record